UAAUACGGCAAUAUGAGAAAUCAUUGGGCAUUAAUGCGAAACAGAAAGUGAAAGAAUAGAGAAAUUGCCAAUUUGAAAAUAAAUGUAGAGUUAAUUAAUUUGGCGGUGUAAACAAAACUGAAUCAGUUAUAAAUGUUAUAAAUAAUAAGAAAAUCAACAAAAAUAAUAAAUCAUGUCUCAAGCAAAUUCUAUGAAACAAAUUGGCUCCCGUAUGGUGGGAGGUGCUGUGGAGCGCAUGGAAUGGAGCAACAAAAUGGAUUUAAUAGCCUAUGGCACUGAUCGAGGUGAAGUUAUAAUACAACGCUUGAAUUGGCAAAAGAUAGUUACAUUUCCCUCACUGGGUGAGGAUAUUGCGGUACGUUCGCUCGGCUGGCAAUUGGAUGAAACUGUUCUAGCUGUCGGGUACAGCAAUGGACGUGUAACGUUGCUUGACGCAGAGCGAGAAGAUCAAAUAUCUGUGCUCAACUUCGAGGAGGAUAUCAAGCGUGUGUAUUUUAGCAAAUCUAUAAAAACAUCUGAUUAUCGCAGCACUUACCGUAAUCGCACAGAGCAUACCUUCGAUUUUUUUCUACCACCACUGCCACCAUUAAGCGGCAUAGGCUCUUCCGCUAAAAUGCCAGAUGAGCAAAGAUCGUUUGCAAAAGGUUCACCGUGCUUUCUCGUUGUAAUAACGGUCACUGGAAAAGUGCAUUUACUAUUACUAGGCGCGUUACGUGCCGGUCAAAUAGACUUAAGACAGCAUGUUCAACAUCCCGAAGAGUUCACUGUGCACGAUGUGCGUUUAAGUGGCGACUUUAAUGCUAUAUACGCUUUGGUAACUGACGGUACAGAACUUAAGGUGCUACAUUUUCAUAACGCUGUGCUACAGGAUUACAUCUCACCAAUGCUACACUUGGCAGUGCAUUGCGCCAAUGUGCUGGAGACUAAGAAUUAUAUAAACGAAACAAUACAGUGCAUCAUGGAGGCAUGGGAAACAGUGCUGUUAGAAAUGGAUAAUAAGCUUACGAAAUAUGCAAAUCAACAGCCGGAAGGUUCGCUGUCCGCAGACUUUUUGGAAUUACUCGUGUUCGGCUAUGCCACACAUGAAAUUGAAGACUUCUUAAGGGAUGACUUAACCGAGAAGGGACUGAAAAAGUUGGCGAAUUCGGUGGAUCUCAGCUACUCAACUGUGGAAAGUCUCAUCACUAAGCAAUUGCAGAGCAGCGGUGUGAACAUGUUCUAUUUUCUCAACUCCUUGAAAGGUCUUAGCCGUAUUACUUAUUUCUUUGAGCCCUUACUCUCAUGUGAUGCCACACAAGAAGCGCUCCGUGCUUGCGGCGCGUUUCUGAUGAAAAUACUGGAAGUGCAGCAAGUCAUUGAUCAGUGCGUUAAUGACAUGAAAUUGUUUUUCUCAUGGCUCUGUAUUGUAAUUUUGCGUCUACAUCAACAUGACAUACCCGAGGAGAUGUCACAAAUCACGCCGGAGGACACCAUUUAUCUGGCAGAAUAUUUGAACAGUUUCGAGGAUAGCGUUGUGGAGAAUGAGGAUGGCACUGUAACAAAGCGUAAAUUCAAUUUGGAGAAAGUGGGUCAGUAUCUGGAAAAACGCAAUUUGCAGCAAAUCGUCAAAUCAGAUCCGCACCAUUUAUGGCAUCGUUUGUUGGAAGAAAAUGAAUGUUUACGCAAUUGUUCCUUACUAUUUCCACAUGAGAAGGAAACUUCACUUAUACAAGAACGUGAUAAAUUGAUGACAGCUGUAGACACUGUCUUCAGGCGACCCAGUGAGAGUAUUAGUGCUAGUUUCAAGCUCGAUGCGAGCAUUAUUUGUGCCACAUUGCCCGCUUCAGGAGAACAAGAUUUGGUGCAUGGCUCAUUUUUUGUGCAUGAGGAGGAAAAUACGGAUCUCUUAGUGACAACAAUAAAUGCGCAUGAAACACUGUUACUCGAGUUCAAUAAGCAAUUUACGCUAUUGAGAUGUGUACGCUUGAAUUUGCAACCAGGUCCAUUUACCAGCGAGGCGCUGCGUGAGGAUGUCUUCAGUACUUUGCGUUUUGUAGAUUUAGAGUUUUACAAUGAGAGCAUACUCUCAAUAUUGCUACAGAGUAGCGCACAAAAUGUUGAUAAGCAAAGCUAUUUCCUACAACUUGGACUGGAUGCGACCAAGGCAAAGCAGACACAGCAUUUAAUGCCGAAUAAUAUUAAUUUGUUGGAUGUGGCUUUUCCAUGCCAUCUACCAGAUCUGAUGGAGGGUCAUAGUUUGAAACCGCUUGAGGGCCUUUGCACGCGUUUGGCUGUGUCGGGUAGUCGAAAGGUUGUCACCGUGCUCUCCGAUCAGUGCAGGAAAAUGACCAUAUUCGAAAUGGAAAUCGAAGAUGAUGAGGAUGAUACGGAAAUGUCGCAAAAUUCGCUGUUAGAAAUAAGUAAAGAGUCUGCGACCUCUUCAAAUGAGUGAAAUAAAACACCGUUAUUUAUAUCUA
Molecule: messenger RNA, 2456 nt
Organism: Zeugodacus cucurbitae (melon fly)
Lineage: Eukaryota; Metazoa; Arthropoda; Insecta; Diptera; Tephritidae
Gene: APC4
Product: anaphase-promoting complex subunit 4
Exons: 8
Coding region: 173-2431 (752 amino acids)
Biological process (GO): protein K11-linked ubiquitination; anaphase-promoting complex-dependent catabolic process; positive regulation of mitotic metaphase/anaphase transition
Cellular component (GO): nuclear periphery; anaphase-promoting complex
Molecular function (GO): protein binding
Source: RefSeq, a predicted model, not a curated record